Molecule: messenger RNA, 471 nt
Organism: Neohortaea acidophila
Lineage: Eukaryota; Fungi; Ascomycota; Dothideomycetes; Mycosphaerellales; Teratosphaeriaceae
Exons: 2
Coding region: 1-471 (156 amino acids)
Source: RefSeq, a predicted model, not a curated record
AUGUCAGACUCCUCCUCCUACCAGUACGCCGCCGCCGGCACCCUCCUCCUCGUCCUCCUUGCCUUCGUCCUCUUCCAACCCAACGGCCUCGCCCGCUGGCUGCAAAAGAAAAACUACCAGUACGAAGUGACGUUUGCGCUGUACAUGCUUACGCCCACCGAGAAGUUCAUCUUCAACUCCAUCCUCUUCCUCACCCUCUCCAUGCUCACCACUGCCUGCUGCGUCUACCUCCCCUCCCACAUCCUCCUCAUCUCCCGCCGCGCAUACUACUACUUCGCCGGCGGCGACGCGACCUUCCUCGGCGCCUCGCGCACCGCUGCGUCGCACUUGGGCGGCACGGCGGCCAAGGCUUCGGAGGCGGUGUAUGAUGCUACGGCGAAUAUGGUGGGGGCGGCUUUUGGCGCGGCGGCGAAUGCUUCGGCUGCUGCUGGGGAGGAGGUGGCUGGGCAGGUUGCGGAUAGUGUUGGUUAA